This is a messenger RNA of Ciona intestinalis (vase tunicate), 1173 nucleotides long. NCBI's taxonomy places the organism in Eukaryota, Metazoa, Chordata, Ascidiacea, Phlebobranchia, Cionidae. The record is from RefSeq and is a predicted model, not a curated record.
AUGGAGAUGAGACAGAAACUUGUGCACGAUCUGAAUUAUAAAAUAAACGAGAUGUCGAAGCUAGUAGCCGAUAACAAAUCGUUUCUUGAUAAACUACAAGACAUGAGUGUAAGAAUACAACAUGAACAACAACAUAAACCAACAAGCACAACUAAAAGAACAACAACAACAAAAAGAACAACAACGAAGAAAACAGAUACAAAACUGAUAAUACCAAUUGUAGUGUUUGCUUUCAAUCGACCCUCCGUGUCACAAUGCCUCGAUCUUCUCGUUAAAUACCAACCACAAGGGGGCAGUGUAAGCUUCCCGGUUGUUGUAAGUCAAGACGGAAACGAUAUUGCAACUUCCAAGGUUAUUCAGGGAUAUAAUGAUACGCAUAAGAUAUCCAACUACAUUCGUCACCCUGAUCCAGGAGAAAGUUUGAUUCCUCCAAAGCAUAGGGGAGGUCUAAGGGGUUACUACAAGUUAUCCAUGCAUUAUAAAUGGGCUAUCACACAGGUGUUCUCCUUGUUCCCUUCCUCUGAUUCGAUCCUCAUCCUUGAAGACGACCUGGAGGUUGCUCCGGACUUCUUUUCCUACUUCUCCUCCAUGCACAACCUCCUCCUGCGUGACCCAUCAAUCCUCUGCAUCUCCGCUUGGAACGAUAAUGGGAAGACGGGGCAAAUCGAUACAGGAGGGGAGAAGAUGGUUUAUCGAUCGGAUUUCUUUCCAGGGCUUGGAUGGUUAUUGAAGAGAAGCACUUGGGACGAGUUGGAACCAAAAAUGGCCGCUGGCUUUCUGGGACGACUGGAUCCGACACCCAGACCAAAUGCAGGGACGUGCUUGUAUUCGGCCAGAAAUAUUUUAAACCAAAACCUUUGGGCCCAAUGGUUGGAUUGGGGCAAAGAGGAUUUAUCAUAUCUUGAGAUGCAGAUUUAUGAUCGUACUUUUCUCACAAAAGUUUAUUCAGCGCCGUCUGUUUCUCUAAAUGAACUUCAAUCAAACUCAAAACCUUCGGAAAAAGAAGUCAGACUUGAAUACACCAACAGUGCUGUGUUUAAAACUUUCGCUAGAGCAUUGGGUAUUAUGGAGGACCUAAAAUCUGGUGUUCCACGAACUGCAUACCAUGUCUUCUUCAGCAUUGAUAAUCAACAUAGUUUGAAACAUCCGCUCAACAUGAGUUUAUUAUCCUGA